Messenger RNA from Contarinia nasturtii (swede midge), 5579 nucleotides. RefSeq lists its product as uncharacterized. The transcript is spliced from 4 exons. The coding region runs from base 942 to 1946 and encodes 334 amino acids. The record is from RefSeq and is a predicted model, not a curated record. NCBI's taxonomy places the organism in Eukaryota, Metazoa, Arthropoda, Insecta, Diptera, Cecidomyiidae.
GUAUAGUGCGGAAGGUUUUUCUGUCUCUCGUUAAAUCAAAACAAAAUACAACAGUUUUUUUGAUCUCUUCAGUGAGUUCUGUGUAGAUGGUUUACGAUUCGUUUGCUCUACAAUAACGAUUUUUUCCAAAUUUUUGUGAAAUCCUCCGCGCAAUACCGAUUUGAGUAUCAAAUUAUUUUGAAUUGUGAUUGGUGACUAAAAGGAAAAGAAGAUAGUAAUCCAUAUCACUGUAAAAAAAAAAUCCGUUAAAUUUUGAAGAAAAUAGUUUCAAACUCGAGAUAAAGAAAACAAAUCUAAAAAUUUAAACAAGAAAACCAAAUUCAUGAGAAUCAGUAUUCAAAUAUUGGAUAAGACACUAUCGAUUUUGAGAGCAUAAACAUCUUUCCAACACAUUUGGUUUGUCGUCGUCGAGAAUAUCGUGAACGUUACAAGAGUGAACAAGUGAUUUCGUUGGGUUCUUCUCAUCUAAACUGAUUUCUUUCUACCUGAUUAGAUCUUCUUACAGUGUGUCUGUCUUGCCCUUUUUCCCAUACCACUUCAAAAGUAGUUUCUCGAACAAGAAGAGAUAGAAGAAAAAAAAGAUCGAAUAAAACGAAAGCAAAAAAGCGUAAAUAUAUAAAACGACGUCAAAAGAUUUAUUGUAUUGAUGUCAAUGUGUAACAUUUUUGGGCUGUUUAAUACGAUUGAGCAAUAGACAUAGAGACCCGAAAAAAAGAGACGAACUUAAAAAUUAAAGCAAUAAUUCAAAUAGAAAGGAAAAAAAAAAUAAACGUCGAGAGAAUAAUGUUGCAUUUGUGCUAUUUGAAAUCGUCAUUAUUCGAUUGCAUGUGAAACUGAAAAGAAAACAGACAGGAUUCGAAGAAAGAAAAGAGAUUUUCAAACAUUUGAGAUUUGUAUUCAUUAUAAAAUUGAUUUUGAAGAAAAGACAUCGAGAAAAAUUGAUGAACGAUAAAAUGGCAUCGUCGACAGCACUUAAAUCGAUUUUAUGUGGGUGUAUUGUGUUGGUCUUUGGAAUGGUUGACAGCCAUUCGGCAAUGGCUCGAUCAACCACAACCACCUCUACAGCAACUACCACCGAGGCUGAUAAAUCCGUUGCAUUGCUGCAACAGCAUCUUUGCCGUGAUGAAUGUAGCAAAAAGUUUGCCAUGGAUGAUAUGUCUUGUCUGCAACAACCGGAAUGUUCAAUGUGUUGGGAUGAAUGUACCGCAUCGACGAGCAUAAACAAAUCCAUUUUGGAUACUUGGUCGUUAUCAGUACAAUCAAUUGUACGUGAUAAUUCAUUGGUAUCGACAAAUAUCGCAUGGACAGCAACCAAAUCACCAAGCGACUGUUUGGUUACAUGGGAAGUAAGCGGCGGUGGUCUAAUUGGUAAUCUAUUGACUCAAUCAUCAAAUGUGGAGUUGUCAUUAUGGCCGGAGACAAAAUACCGUAUUCAAGUGACUUGCAAGAACAAGCAAACGGAGGAAAUCAGUCGUUCGUUGCCAUUAACACUUGACACAAACAAAGCCGUUGUGAUGGUGCGCGUACCGACCGCUUCAACAUCUCUAUUAUCUGAGAGUGAUGAUACUGUAAGUCAACCAGAUCAAUCGAUAAUAUUGCGCGAUAGCAACAAUCGUGACAACGGUAUUACCAGCACAACAUUCAAUGAUAACGAAACAAAUGAUGAUGAUGAUGACACCAUGGACAAAAUCUACGAGCAAAUUCACUUCGAUGAAGCAUCGUUUGAAUCAACAUUGGCCCAAUCAUCGCUAUUAGUCUGGGCCACAUAUGAAAAUCACCGAGAAUUCUUGCUCGGCAUGGGAGCCGCAUUAUGCGUAUUUUUAACGGUAAUUUUUGCAUUUUUGGUAAAUCGACGAAAAUCAAGGACAAACAUUGAUAAAGCACCACUAGUUGAUAAUGAGGUCGGAGUUAAUGUCGACGUUGAUCGGCUUACCAUUCAUGUUUAAGUCACCCACACACAAUAUAGUAUAGAUACUACAUAGAAGCUACCAUUAAUUUUUGACUCCAUUGCAAAACAAAACAGUGAACGAAUGGAGCCAACCAUUUGUUUGUGAAUUGUUUUCAAAACGGUUUUUUUCUAAAAGCAAAUUAGUAAUGUCGAGUACAAACAUGCAAUUUCUUGUAUGCUGGUCUCGUUUGUCGAUUUUCACGCUUUCGAUGAGCCUUUUUUAGAUGCAAAUGGCCAAUAGAACAUGCUUUCAUCAUAAUUGCGCUUUCCAAAUGACCAAAUCAAGCUCCAACGAGAUAAUGAUUAGAGUCUAUCCACGCGCCUAUACUAAAACACCAAACAUUGACACGCAUGCUCUGCCAAUUCGAAAUGCAAACAUAAAACGACUAAUAAUAAUAAUAAUUGACAACAAAAAGGUGGAAAAAAGACGAAGAAAAAGAAAACACUUGUAAUUUAUCGAAAGAAAUUUUUUUGCGAAAACGUUCCUAUCAAAUUGUAAAUAGUACUUUUUAUUAUAUAUUAUGAAAUAUUUAAAGAAAAAGUAAACAUAAUAUUAAAGUAAAAGAAGGAAAAUCGAUGAAAUACACUCAAAACAUUAAUUUAUAGAUCAUCAUUAACAAUUUAGAGACAAGUUAGGUUCAUUAAGGACAGCAAGCUACAAUUUAAAAAAAAAAUGAAAUGUUCACCUAACAGCAUAAUCGAAAGAGACGAAUAUAAAUUCGUUCUUUUUUUUAUAUACAGAAUCCAGAAAUAUUACAUUAUAGUAAAGUAUUUUAAUGAAACAGAAUGAGAAAAAUAUUAAUUGUAAAAUGUUCGCUUUUGUGUACAAAACAAAAAAAGAUAACAAAUUUCAAUAUUUAUUAAUAAGUUCACUUAAAUUGCAUUAAUAUUAUUCAAAAAAAAAAAUAUUCUAAAAUAAAAAAAAAUAAUUGAAAUUGGAUUUUGAUGAGAAAAUAAUCCGCUGAUUAAAUUAUCCAUCUAACCAAGUAGGUUUUUGGGCAAAGUUUCAUGUUACCGAAACGUUGAAAAUUCGCUGGACGAAUUCGAACCGAUGCUUAUUCAGCCUAUUGAGGCCGUAAUCGAGAUACUCGAAUUUCAAUAUUUUACUGAAAUCGACGGAGAUUCGAUGUAGACAUGACAAUUCUACAAUUUUCGCAAUCUCUGAUUAUGAUUCAAUUAUAAAGGGUUUCAAACCCUCCUACAAAAUGGCUGAAUCAAAUUCCAUGUUGCCAUAUCGAUUCAAUUCGAAGUGCCACACAAUAUCGGGCACACAGCGAAUUUUCGCUUGUUUCAAUGUAAUUGAAAUGCUAGCCAAUGUAUCGCGUACAUUUUUAUGAACAUAUAAGAACAUUAAAAUAAAAACAGAAACACACACACGUCAAGAGUGAGAUUACUACAAAACUACUAUCCAAUAUAUAUUGGCGAAAAAUAAUCGCACAUUUCGUCAUUCAUUCCACAUCGAACGAAUACAUAAAACAACAAGAAACAUUUUCGAUUUCGCCAACAGAAUUUGAAAAUAAAUAGCACGAAAAACAACAAAAAAUAAAUAAAAACUUUAUUGUGUACAUUGAAAAAUCUAACAAUAGAAUGAAGCUCGAUUUCAUUGUGAUCAAACUGAACUUUUUCCUAUAAACUCAAUAUACAAACACGUUCAAUAGUAAUUAUAUAGAUGUCUAUAAAAUAAAGAAGAAAAAAAAAACACACAACCUAAAGGAUUAUUAAAUGAGAAAGAAAUACAAAGUUUAACUUUUAACAAUAGAGAAAUAGGCCAUCAGCAAACAGAAUAUUUAUUUUUUAUUGGAUUCGCUUGAAACACAUACUUACAUAUAUAAACACACUCGCUUGCAGCAUCAGCUCAACUUGUAUUCAAAUUGUAUUCCAUCCAUAAUACUACGGUUCUUUUUUCAUUGACACACAAACACAUGUUUUUUUUUUGUUUGUUUUGCUCGCUGAAAAUGCAACCAUAUUUUUUUUCAUCGGCUGAUUCGUUCGUCGUAGAUAUUUUGUAAAAUACAUGCGAAAAUCAAAGCUAAUAAAUAUUAACGAAAAUAAGCAUUUUUUUUCAAUUUACCGAGAGUAAUCCAACAGUUCUUCAAUUUUUUCCUCAAAAGAAAAUAAAGGUAGAUUUUUAAUGUAAAUAGAGGACGGAAAAGAGAGUGGUGUUGAUUUUGUUCGUGAAUCGAUGAACACUUUGCCAAUGGAAUGUGUUAUAAAUUCUUGAUUUCUUUUCCAUUUCAAAGAAAUGUUGGCAGUUGCAGAAAACCAAAUUAGUUCCAUGGUGUUUCCCUUUGAAUCUGGAACAAUUGCAGCUGAAAGAAAGAAGAAAAACUGAAUUUAAAUGUGUCUUGUUUCGAAGCGCUUCAUUUUGAUUCAAUAGAUUAUUUAGAGCAUGAAAUACUCGAGCUCACACAAUCAUUUGAAUGUCGGACAAAAACGGAAUUAACAUGGAAAAAUUUGGCACAAAAAACACACCAAUUUUCAUUGUUAAAAACAAGAACUUUUUUCCAUCUAGAAUUUGUUUUGUGGGGUUUAUGUGCGCGGAAGAAGCACAGAAAUUUCAUCGACUGUGCAAAAUUCCUGGGAAAUUGUUAUAGUUCUGCUUUCGAUUAUAACUCUUUUCCGUGCAUUCCGUAGAAGAAUUUUCAUCAUAAUUGUUUCGAAUAUAAAAAACGCCCGAAACUAUGAUAAAUAGCGGUUGAAAACAAUGUCUUCAACAAAGAAUCUCAAAUUUCCUGAACCAUCAAGCCAAAAAAGCUAAUUAAACUACAGAAAUGAGCGCAAAACUGGAGCGAAUAUUAUUUGACAUUGGUGAUGUGAUCACGAUGUCGGGAAUGUUCAUGCAAUCAUAAGAAAAUAACGCUAAGCUCGAGAUCCAAACGCACUGAAGCAUAUAAUGAAGUGGCUUCUCCAUGAAUAUUAUGAGAUUGCGUUAAAUUUUUGUAGUUUUUCUUUUGUUCGUCGGUUCACGUUGACAAAACACAAUCACGGUUUUAUUCCGCUCAUUAAACCGAAUAUAAAGCUGAAAAAACUAUUGGAUUUUCUUUAGUUUAAACUACAAAACAAAGCAUAAACCUACUAAGAAAACUACAAUAAAUAUUUAGAUUUUUUUUAAAUGGUGAUAUGAAUCUAUGGUUCUGAAUAUUAUUGAUGUACUUGCUGUUUUAACGCGCACAUUAAUAUCACCCAGGAUAAUGUUUCGAGAACUUUGUUAAUCACUUCAAUGGUAAAUAUGCACAAAAGCAUUUCAUAACAUAAAUCCAUAUAUUGACCAAAAUUCAAUUGCAGAAUGGAACACAGAAAUAGAUUGAACAUGAAAUUGUGUAUAUAGAAAGCGAAAGGAAUCGAAAAACAAUGGCAAAAUACACGUAUUUCGAUGGAAAUCAUUCGAUUUUCGUGCGAAUGAGUAGUUUUUCUUUUAUCUAGUCUAGCAUAAGACAAAGACCGUAUACGCCGUGUUUUUUCUCCCCAUUUCAAUAUUCCAAAUAAAUUCAAUACAUAAUUCAUAAAUAUUCAAUAAUGUAAAAGAUCGGAUUGAACGACUCUUUUUUUCAAAAUCCCUAUUCACGUGAGAAAAUCAGAAUGUUGCCCUUUGGAUGACAUUUCCAUGACGAAUAUAAGUAAAAAAAAAAAA